CUCCUCCCUGGAGAAGCCCCGCCCUCUCCGACCGCCCAGUAUAAGUCAAGUCUUGGGCGCUUUGCGAAGCAUUCAGAGCGGCCUCCCGGGAAGGAGUUUCUGUGAGCUUCUGUACAUCAGGAUGGUGCAGGCCAAGAGCUGGACCCUGAAGAAGCACUUUGAAGGCUUCCCUACUGACAGUAACUUUGAAUUGAAGACAACAGAUCUUCCACCCUUAAAAAAUGGAGAGGUCCUGCUGGAAGCCCUGUUCCUCUCUGUGGAUCCUUACAUGAGAGUUGCAGCAAAAAAACUGAAGGAGGGCGACAGUAUGAUGGGCGAGCAAGUGGCCAGAGUUGUGGAAAGUAAAAACUCAGCCUUCCCGACAGGAACGAUUGUAGUGGCUUUAUUGGGUUGGACAUCACAUUCCAUUUCUGAUGGGAAUGGACUGAGAAAGCUGCCUGCAGAGUGGCCAGACAAGUUACCACUGUCUUUGGCUUUGGGAACAGUUGGCAUGCCAGGGUUUCAGAGGCUUCAGUUCAUCACUGUUUCUUUGAUGGACAUGGAUGAUCAUGGUGCCAGGGGAAUUAUGGAGCAGACUUGCCUAUCCUUUGGCACCCAGGAAGAAGAGAAACACAGGGCAGUGGGCUCUGUUGUGGGGCAGAUAGCUAAGCUCAAGGGCUGCAAAGUUGUUGGUACAGCUGGGUCUGAUGAAAAGGUUGCUUAUCUUAAGAAGCUUGGAUUCGACGUGGCCUUUAACUACAAGACAGUGAAGUCAUUGGAAGAAGCUCUGAGGACAGCCUCUCCGGGUGGUUAUGAUUGCUAUUUUGAUAAUGUAGGUGGAGAGUUUUCAAACACUGUUAUACUCCAGAUGAAGACAUUUGGAAGAAUUGCCAUCUGUGGUGCCAUCUCUCAAUACAACCGCACUGGCCCAUGUCCCCAAGGCCCACCCCCAGAGGUUGUUAUAUAUCAGCAGCUCCGCAUGGAGGGGUUCAUCGUUACUCGGUGGCAAGGAGAAGUCCGCCAGAAGGCUCUGACAGACUUGAUGAAUUGGGUCUCCGAGGGUAAAAUCCAGUAUCAUGAACACAUCACUGAAGGAUUUGAGAAAAUGCCCGCAGCGUUCAUGGGAAUGUUGAAAGGAGAAAAUCUGGGGAAGGCCAUAGUGAAAGCAUGAAAAAAAAAUGGCCCACGGAUCAUCCCUGGAGGAUUAGCUUUACCAUUCAGUACAAAUAUAUAAUGCCUUAUGUAAGUUGUAACUGCAAGGAGUUUGACCUAUCUAAUAAAACACGUGUGGUUCUUUUCCAUCUGG
Molecule: messenger RNA, 1285 nt
Organism: Grammomys surdaster
Lineage: Eukaryota; Metazoa; Chordata; Mammalia; Rodentia; Muridae
Gene: Ptgr1
Product: prostaglandin reductase 1
Exons: 11
Coding region: 122-1150 (342 amino acids)
Biological process (GO): prostaglandin metabolic process
Cellular component (GO): cytoplasm
Molecular function (GO): 2-alkenal reductase [NAD(P)H] activity; 15-oxoprostaglandin 13-reductase [NAD(P)+] activity
Source: RefSeq, a predicted model, not a curated record